This is a messenger RNA of Pygocentrus nattereri (red-bellied piranha), 2621 nucleotides long. It is a transcript of the gene hhla2b.1, whose product is annotated as HERV-H LTR-associating 2b, tandem duplicate 1. Bases 62 to 1372 code for a protein of 436 amino acids. NCBI's taxonomy places the organism in Eukaryota, Metazoa, Chordata, Actinopteri, Characiformes, Serrasalmidae. Gene Ontology annotation, cellular component: external side of plasma membrane. The record is from RefSeq and is a predicted model, not a curated record. The transcript is spliced from 8 exons. Gene Ontology annotation, biological process: negative regulation of T cell proliferation; T cell costimulation; cell surface receptor signaling pathway.
CUCCCAGUCAGAGAAGAGGAGCUGCUCACUCCAGCCAGAGAAACUCAGCAUUUACGUAUUAAUGGCAGCAGCAGUACGAGUCUGCGCUUGCUUCCUCCUCGUGGGGCUUGUUAUUGAGUCAAAUGGAAAGACUCCAGAUGUCCAGAUAACCUGUCUGUUUUCUGAGAACUGCAUCCUGCCCUGUAGCUUUAAACCCACCGGUGGUGAGGAGGUCCAGUGGUUUAGGCAAGAUGCUGUGGUCUACAGCCAUCCACAGAGUAUUGACCAGCCCAGUGAGCAGUUAGAAGGCAGGACAUCAAUGUCCACCCAGCAGCUUGCCCUUGGCAAUGCCUCUCUACUCCUGCAGCGCUGUGGGCCGCAGGACAGGGGACGCUACAGGUGCCGAGUGGUCAAGGGCAAAGAGGAGAAUCAGUCCUUUGUCAUAAUGAAAGUGGAAGCCCAUAUCCACUCAGUGAAUAUAGACAUCACUCGUCUAAGCGGCUUUGAAGAGGUAAAGUGCUCCACUCAGGACGUCUACCCUGCUCCUCGUGUGACAUGGUCUACUGAACCACCCACACCUUCAGACAAACUGAGACCCCUUACCCGCAUAAUGGCCAACAAACAGGGCUUGUACACAGUGGAGAGCAAACUGAAGAGACUGAAAGGUCUCUCCAACUUCACCUACAUCUGCACCAUCAACUCAUCUUACUCAGCUCGGACCUGGAGAACAUCACUGAAGGAGACAGUCGUCAACGACGUUAUCCUCACAUUGAAAACAUACUCAUUCCUUGAGUGGGCAGAAAUCAACUCUGCUGAGGGUAAGGACCUCACCAUUCCUUGCAAGGCACCAUGGAUCAUGCAAAACUUCACUUUGACCUGGACCUUCAAACUGACCACGGCAAACGAGACCACUGUCAUCUGCACUUACGACAGCGAGACGCAGCUAAUGUCCAACCAGUGGAAGGGCAGGGCCAGGGUGGAUGGCAGGACAAUGCAGACGGGGGAUGCAUCCCUACAGCUCCUCAACCCUCAGAGUGUGGAGCACACGGGCACGUACACCUGCAUCAUCACAGGCCUGCAGAGGAGACACGAAGGACAGACGGUGGUCAACGUCACUUCACCUGCACGUGAAAGCGAGAGGAUGGAGGUGAAAAUGGAGAGCUCUACACUGUGGUGGGUUCCUGCUGUCGUAAUCGGCUUGCUUGCUAUCACUGCAGCAUUUAUAGUAGGAAUACUGAAGCUAACAGAUGACUGUUCACGUUCAAAUAAUGCUCGAGAGGCCAGAGAUUCACAUCAGGUUCGAGUGACUCUUAAAGACAGUGAAGCUGUAUCUGAAGGCAGCCAUUUAACAGCUGAUCCAACCAACGAGCAAGAAGUGAAAGAUGUGCACUAAAGCAGCACCAGGGUUGAAUUGUCCUCCAUCUCAGACUGUCACAUUCUAAAGGGAAACACCAGAUAAGAAAACAGAAGGAUCCACAAAAUCAAUUUCAUGUGCACAGGCUUCUCUUUUCACAUUUUAUCUUUGGACUUCAAACUUGGACAUUAUAAGUGCCAUAAUGCUCCUCCUAUUAUCACUAAAAAAGACAUGCAGUGACGCUGAUGUAAAACACGGGUCCUAUGAAACAUCAGCUGUUUGACUGCUAAUGGCUCCCCCUAGUGGAGCCUGCUAAAUGUGAGUGAGUGAAUGAGGGCGCUACAAGCAUAGUCAAUGAGGACUUUUAAGAUGCAUUAUAACACAUCUAAAAUAUUCACAGAGCAAAAUAUUAGUCAAAAUACAUCAGUGGCAACAUUUCACAAACAAAAUAUGUUAUAGUAGAAUAAUGUCACAAAUGCUAAAAAAAUCUUCUGUUUGUUAUGGGAAAGCUAGCUAGUUGUGGUCAUCCCAUCUGGAGUCUGUGGUGCCCCCCCAUUCCAAGCUGGUAGGGACGGGAAAUAUGACAAUUUUAUCAUUAUUAUAAUCGAUGUUACAAUAUGUAGUAGUAUAUUGUGUAUAAUGUCAGAAAAUAAUAAUCACUAAGCAACAGUAAGUGUAAUUACAAAGAAUGCAUAAUUAGUGCUGUUAAAUUGGAUUUAGGGCAGGGGGCACUGAGACGAGCCCUUUUCAAACAUGAGGUGCACCACAUUUGUAAACACAAGACAGCAAAUAAGACAGAUAAUAUGAAAGACAGAUGACCCAUAAAUUCUGAACUGACCGCUCUCUGACUCCCAGCUCUCCACUCAUUUUCCUGUUUGUAAAAACAUUAACCCAGAAAAAAAAACACAGACAUCGAUGUUAAUGACCCUCUAGAACCGCCCAUCACUGAUUAAAAAGGCCAUCAUUAGAGGACUGAAAGGAGGUGAUGAUUCUAGGGGAUCAUAGUUUGAGGGGGGCACCCAGUAGGAUGAGUGCAUUAUCAAUCCUAGGCCAGAUGUUCUCAUGAAUUUCAAAAGCAUUUACAGGGGUCCUCAAACAGAUUUGACAUGUGGCCACACUUCAUUUUCACAUGGCAUCAGAGUGAAAAUCUGAUAAAUGAAUGUUUAUGCGCUGUUCUAAAAAAUCGAAGAGCUCUUGUAUAGGUUGAUUGACACAACAUGUCAAAAUUUCAUCUGAAAUCCUAAUAAUAAUUAUUAUUUUGUGAAAAUAAAGCAACAUUUUUGAGAAA